Molecule: messenger RNA, 3549 nt
Organism: Blastomyces gilchristii SLH14081
Lineage: Eukaryota; Fungi; Ascomycota; Eurotiomycetes; Onygenales; Ajellomycetaceae
Product: plasma membrane antiporter
Exons: 9
Coding region: 788-2470 (560 amino acids)
Biological process (GO): proton export across plasma membrane; regulation of membrane potential; sodium ion export across plasma membrane
Cellular component (GO): plasma membrane
Molecular function (GO): sodium:proton antiporter activity
Source: RefSeq, a predicted model, not a curated record
UUUGUCUCGAGGCUCACGCGAGUUAAAAUAAGAAUAGUGGCUAAAUCCGAUGCGCCGACGAAACGGAUCGCGCCGUCGGUAGUUAGUGAUUUGGUGCUGCCCAGGGGCCAGGGGGGGCGUUGCGCGGCGUUGCACAUUAUGUUUACUUGAUUUAUGUGCGGCGAAAGCAACAGGUGGGUGUCACCGUGCCUGUGGACCUCCGAUCGCUGGCGGUGUGUCUGAGACUGAGAGGGGGGUCGAGGAAUUAAUUUGGUAGCGCGGGCAGUGGUCCGAGAUUAUUCUUUCAUUAGCUCCGUUUUGCUAACUUGCUCCUGCAUUCUUCUUGGAUCAAAGUCCUCUUUUUUCUCUCACGUCCGGUUUCAAAUAAGAACGGUGACGAUGGCUCUGCUGUUUCACACCUCGCAUCAAUUCCAUUUUCUCACCCCAACCCGUUAGAGACUGCUGAAACCCUUCCAUAUUGUUCUCCCUGUCCAAUUUCCAAUAGAUAUAUUAUCAUUACUUACCUCCUUUCGAUCACCUCUUCUUCUUAAAUGUUUCUCUAUUUUCAUUGCUUCCAUCCUUUUCUUUUAUGGCUCCCCGAUAGAAGUAAUUGUUCAGCUUUCCAUUCCACCCCCUCCUCCCCCUUCGCCAUUCCCCCACUUGCUGCUGGCAGCAUCUCGGCGACGUAAACAAGAUAAAAACGAAAAAAAAAAAAAGAAAGAAAGAAAGCAAAAAGGAAAAGAAAACAAACAACCUCAAAAAAAAAGACCAAACUCAGGAAGAGGAUAAUCUUCUUACCGAACCAACCAUGCCUCUUCUCAACGUCAGCGAGUUGAACGUUGUUCUCUCGAUCUUGGGAGCAUUCAUCGUUCUGUAUGGCUCCAUCUCCACAAAGAUCCGAAAUGUUUGGUAUCUUGGAGAAGCCUUGCCCGCCGUCAUAUUUGGUAUACUUCUUGGGCCCCUCGCAGCAAAGUUCAUAGAAGUUGAACACUGGGGCUCAGCAGCAGAAGAUCAGAAGUACCAAGUUACUCUAGGCGUGGCUCGGGUUGUCAUCGGUGUUCAGCUAGUCAUUGCGGGUUUCCAGCUGCCUGCUAAAUAUCAAUUAGCGCGAUGGAAAGAAAUGGCACUCUGUCUACUUCCUAUCAUGACCAUUAUGUGGUUAUGCACGACGGGGUGUAUCCUCUUGACCAUCCCAAACCUUACUCUGCUAGCUGCUCUCGUUAUCGGAUCUUGUGUCACUUGCACGGACCCUAUUCUGUCGCAGGCCAUUGCUAAAGGACCAUUUGCCGACAAAUACGUUGAUCGGGACUUACGUGAGAUUAUCUCUUCCGAGGCUGGAGCUAACGAUGGCUUCGGCUUCCCAUUUCUCAUGUUGGCGACGUAUCUCAUCCGAUACGCGGACGUUCCCGGGGCUGGGGAGAACAUAAUUCACAAGAGAAGCGGGGAAAUCGGUCGUCUCGGCGGCGGUGUCUGCAAAGCCAUUGGAAUGUGGUUUCUGGAAACAUGGCUCUACACAGUUCUAAUGAGCGUUGUAUAUGGCGCUAUAUGCGGCUACGGCAGCUGUUUAAUUAUGAAAUUUUGCCUGAGAAAGAAAUUGAUCGAUAACGAAAGUUUUAUGCUAUGGCCGUGCGCGUUAGGGCUUUUCAUCCUCGGAACAUGCGGCGCUUUGGGCACUGACGAUCUCCUGGCUUGUUUCGUUGCCGGAAAUGCAUUGAACUGGGAUGGCGAAUACCUCGCCGAGUCCGAAACGAGACAUGACGAGGUGAACUCAUGUAUAGAUGUACUGCUGAACUUCGGUGGAUUCAUGUACAUUGGAGCAAUCAUACCGUGGUCUGAAUUUAAUCAGCCUGAGUUUGGAAUUACAUACCCGCGACUAGUUGGAUUGGGAUUCCUCGUGCUGUUUCUCCGUCGCCUUCCCGCGAUCUUGGUGCUGUACAAGCUCAUGCCGAAGGUGUGCAAGAACUGGAAGGAGGCCUUGUUCAUGGGAUAUUAUGGUCCAAUCGGAGUCGGUGCGGUUUUCUAUCUCGAACAUGCCCGUCACCUUUUUCCCAAAUUCGGAGAAGGAGAUCUCGAAGAGACUAAUCUCAUCCGUGCUCUGUCCCCUGUUGUAUACUGGCUGGUCUUAUUCUCGAUUGUUGUCCACGGCAUCUCAAUCCCAGUCCACAACGUCAUCUACAAGAUUGCAGGCAUCAACCCAAUAGUAGAUAAAGCUGGGCCAGUAGAGAUAACGCCACCUUCGAGACGGAUGUCGUUGCCGAAAAAUAGCAUGUCGAACAAGAAGCGGAAUUCGAUUACUGUGUACAACAGGUUCUCACGUGGCAAUCCGGCGGAGGGUCAGAGCAGCAACUGGGAGCUACCAACCUCUCACGGUAGCCGAGUUAGGGACGACCAAGGAGAACAGAUCGAGUUCCAGUCAGCCUAUUCAAGGCCACAGCCGUGGUCACGGAAGACCAGCAUCCACUUUGAUGUUGGCGGAGGGGAAUCAGUGUGAUUGUAAUAGGGAGUGAGAUGCUAGAGACGGCGCAUCUGUGGGGGUUAUGUAGGAAUCAGAGGUCGCAUUGGAAGAGAGGUAGAAGCUGCCAAAGUCGAUGGAGAGUAGCUUGGAUCACUGGGUUGACGGCAGACGACAAGAAUGGGUGCAGCGGUAGUGAUGGGCGGAAUUGGGACAGGGUUGAGCGUGAGAGGAAUGUAGAUACGGAGAUCUCACGCAACUAUACUAUCUGCUCCCUCGCGCCGCUGCUCUUGGUGGUGUAAGAAGAGAAUCUUCGUGCGAGAGUUAUCUGCGUCCCAUAUGUGCCUGUUCAUGUAUAUAGUUCCACUUAUGGUUUUGCACUGCUCCGCUGCUUAUUUUUCCUUUCAUGCUCCCUUAAUUAUCUCCGUGUGUGGCUGCUGCUGCUGCUGCUGCUUUUGGUAGUGUUAGAAGAAGGUCCCUUUGCAAGAGUGAUAGAUGUCCCAUAGAUGUCCCAUGUGUUUCUGUAUAGAGUUUAAUAUACUGUUUCGCACUGCGGUUCCACUGCUUUACCUUCACUGCCCUCUCUUAUUGUCUCCUUGCGUAGCCACACGAGAGAGGGCCUUCUUCAGUGCUUCCGUGUCGGCGCUGUUAUUAUUAUUAUUGCUGGAGACGAGAGGUCAGGCCAAACAUCACAGAGACACGGAUGGAAAAUGAGGGAUGAAGAAGAAAAAAAAAAAAAAAUGCCUCAUACAACGGUGGAAUAUGUUGUUAGUAGUGGCAGAUGCUAUUCCACAUGCGAUAUAGCUAGCUGCUGGCUCAUGGAGAAAAUAGCUUGAUCACUCUCCCCGCACUGGCAGUUUUGUAUUUGGUUGAGACUCCUGAAACUUCUUUGCAAGCACCUUCAUCUGAGUACGCUCUGGCAUGGGUUCUUGGGCUUAAAGGAGGUUGUUGAGUAAACUGACUUAUUAUUAGCUAUAGCGGACUGUCACGAUGGAGGUUGGUUUGGCUCCCACGAACCCCCCAGCAACAAUAAAUACAUUAUAUAGCAUCACAUUUCCAAGUCUUAUUCUUCUCUUCACUUGCUUGUGAGGUAUACGGUAUAUUACUCAAGAAAUCUC